AUGUCAAAAGCCACUGGUAUAGGCUAUCGUACAAUCAAGGAUACCAUCAACGAGUACAGAAAGACAAGUACAGUGAAAUCUCCCAACAGGAAAAGAGUAAAGACAUCGCUUUUUGAUAAAACCGAUGAUCUUGAUCGCAAUGGACUACGUCAAAAGGUACACGCAAUUUGGUUGAGAGGUGAAUUACCGACAAUAGAUAAAAUACUAUUUGAUGUGAACGAAGAUCCAACACUCCCCAACUUCAAACGUACCACAUUAUACAAUAUUAUAAAAAAAUUAGAUUUCGUGUUCACAAAGAGAAAAAGAUGCAGUGUGUUAACGGAAAGAAACGAUCUAAUUAAUUGGCGCCGCAACUAUUUAUACGAUAUCCGAAAAUAUCGUAGCGAAGGUAAAUCUAUAUAUUACUUAGAUGAGACGUGGUUGAACGUCGGUGAUUGUGUAGAUCGUGUUUGGGUAGAUACAACGAUACAAUCAAAACAGGAUGCAUUUAACAAAGGCCUAACCACCGGCCCGAAAAACCCGACUGGUAAGGGACAACGAUUGAUUGUACUACAUAUUGGUUCAGACAUGGGUUUCCUCGAGGGCGGCCUAUUAUGUUUUGGAUCAAAAAAAAAUAGUGCCAACUAUCAUGACGAAAUGAACGGCGAUACAUUUAAAGACUGGUUUGUAACUAUUCUACCUCGGCUACACCUAAAUUCUAUUGUGGUGAUGGACAAUGCACCGUACCAUUCCGUUCAAACUGAAAAAUAUCCAACUUCCAAUUCAAAAAAAGGUGACAUUUUGGAGUGGCUUAAUUCUAAAGGUAUCACUUUCGAUAGACCAUUGUUGAAGGCUCAACUUCUAACUAAAGUACAAGAGUUAAAACCACGUACAAAAUCCUACGUUAUUGACAAUCUUGCAAAACAUGCUGGACACACCGUACUCCGAUUACCACCGUACCAUUGCGAAUUCAAUCCAAUUGAAUUAGCGUGGGCGAUGGUAAAAGGGUACGUGAAAUAA
Messenger RNA from Melanaphis sacchari, 999 nucleotides. RefSeq lists its product as uncharacterized. NCBI's taxonomy places the organism in Eukaryota, Metazoa, Arthropoda, Insecta, Hemiptera, Aphididae. Gene Ontology annotation, molecular function: nucleic acid binding. The transcript has a single exon. The coding region runs from base 1 to 999 and encodes 332 amino acids. The record is from RefSeq and is a predicted model, not a curated record.